Tachysurus fulvidraco (yellow catfish) is the source of this 1240-nucleotide messenger RNA. RefSeq names its product estrogen receptor binding site associated antigen 9 (gene ebag9). The record is from RefSeq and is a predicted model, not a curated record. Gene Ontology annotation, cellular component: secretory granule. The transcript has 7 exons. Bases 235 to 927 code for a protein of 230 amino acids. Lineage: Eukaryota; Metazoa; Chordata; Actinopteri; Siluriformes; Bagridae.
CGCGUACGCGCGCGUGCCCGUGGCAGUCAGAGAGAAAAGCCACACUAUGAUGGUGUCUUUAGGGUUCAGUGCCAAACAGACACACUGGCCUGUUGACCGAACCGCCUUGUUUGACAGCUAAGGAUCCAAAAUGAUUUUUGUUGCUUGUUAAAAGAAAAAUAACUCGGAUGUACAUUAAAUAAGCGUAUGUUAGUAAACACCGUGGCUCACUUUCAGCUUCUUGUUAGUUAGCUAAUGCAAUGCAGCCACGGAGAGUUACCCGGAUGUCCGCCUGACACUGCUAUCACCAUGGCCGUGACACAGUUUCGUCUGUUUAAGAUCUGCACAUGCAUAGCAUCCAUCCUGUCAUUCUUUAAAAGGCUCAUAUGCAGAACUGGGAGAUCACGCAAGCGAAGUGGAGAUCAGAUCACACUCCCUACUACAGUUGAUUUUUCCUCUGUUCCCAAACAGCCAGAGAUCGAGGAGUGGAGCUCAUGGGAUGAAGAGGCGCCGACGAGUAUAAAGAUCGAGGGAGGUAAUGGAGCUGUUCCAUCCCAGCAGAACCAGGUGGAGGAUAAUGAGCCUGAUUAUUUCAAAGACAUGGCUCCUACAAUCAGGAAAACACAAAAAAUUGUCUUGAAGAAAAGGGAGCCUGUGAAUUUCUCUCUUCCUGAUACCACUACAGGAUUCUCAAGCAGACUGGCGGUCACUCAGGAUAUGUCCUUUAUCCAGCCUUCUGCAGAGCUGGGAGACAUGGAAACCUGGCAAGAGGACACGAAUGCCUGGGAGGAUGAGUCUGAUGCUUCAUGGGAGGCAGAAGAAGUGUUAAGACAGCAGAAGAUGGCAGAGAGGGAGAAGCGUGCCAUGGAACAGCAGAGGAAGAAGAUGGAGAAAGAGGCACAGAGAAUGUUAAAGAAGGAGCAAAAGAUGGCAGUAAAGCUUUCCUAACAUUUUUACGCAACACUGGACAUUAAAACCCCCCCUACAUUAUUCUCCAACUGUAUCUUUCAUCACUUUUUAUUUCCAGCUCAACAUGCCAUUGUUUUCAUGUCUUCAGCCAUCAUUUUUGGAAUCUGUUUAACUUUUUUCUUUUUAAGUUUUCCUGAAUUACUGUGUUUUUUCUUUUAUCGUGUAGAACCCAAUGUACCCUUUAUUGAAAUAAAUUGUACAAUGCCAUCAGCUGACAGCCAAUAGUACACAUACUGAAGGAGCUGGAGCUUUAGUGCAUUUGUAUUUAUAUCUAUAAAAAAUUAACUGUAAA